CCCUUAUACUUUCAGUAGGGGAAACCAUGUGCAUGACAUCAGAUGAGAUCAACUACCUUGUAUACCGUUACCUUCAGGAGUCUGGUUUUGAGCACACAGCAUUUGUGUUCAAUCUGGAAUCACACACAAACAGCUGUAACAUUGAUGGAACUUUAGUACCACCUGGUGCUCUCAUUUCAAUAUUACAGAAAGGCUUGCAGUUUGUACAGGCUGAGAUAUCCCUAUCAGAUGAUGGACUGUUAGCAACAGACAGUGAUUCGUUAAGUUUAAUAGAAGCUGUUAUACCUGAUAUUUAUGGUAUAAGCUCAAGGACAAUGACUAAUGCAGUUCCUAAGUCUUAUGACAUCGAUAACAAUGAAAACGAUAUCCCUCAUGUCAAAUUUGAGGAUCCAGAUGUCACAAUGAUGCUUGACACGGUAGAGGAACAACCUGCUUUUGAAAAUGGGACUUCCUUGCCAUCAGAAAACUUUCAGACUGAAGAACAGGACGAGGAGUCCAAAGAAACUGUUUUUAUCAAUAAGGAUAAUAUAAGACAUUUCCCGCAUGACAAAGAAGUCUUCAGUUGUGUUUGGAAUCCAGUAACCGACAAACUAGCUACUGGAUCAGGUGAUAGCACUAUCAGAAUAUGGGACAUGGUGGAUACCUCGAAAGAGCCAAUAGUAUUAAAACAUGCUACGUGUAGUGGGAAUGAUAAGAAAUUAGAUAUAACAGCUUUAGAUUGGAGUCCCAAUGGAGAGUUCUUAGCAAGUGGGUGUUUGAAUGGCAGCACUAAAAUCUUUAAGAGUACUGGCGAACUCUUACACACCUUCAAAAUACAUGGUGCUCCAAUAUUUGCAUUAAAAUUCAAUUGCAAAGGACAAUAUCUAGUGACUGGAGGGAUGUCCCCCUCUGUGGUUGUUAUUGAUCUUCAGACUGCACAGCAAUUUCAAGACUACAAAUUCAAUCCGGGUAAUCUAAUGGAAGCAACAAUGGACAUACACUGGCAGAAUGAGAAAACUUUUGCAGCAUGUAGUAAUAACACUGUUAUUUAUGUUUGUAGAUUGGGUUUAGAAAAGCCUAUCAAAUACUUCAAAGGCCAUGAGCGCGAAGUGAAUGUUCUGCGGUGGGAUCAGUCGGGAACUUAUUUGGCAUCAGGUUCUGAGGAUAGAACAGCUAGGAUAUGGUCCUUGAAAUCUGAGGAAUGUUUGCACACUCUACAAGGACAUUUAGGUAGUGUUGAGGUUGUCAGAUGGAUGCCACCGAAACACAAAGAGCAGAAAUUCACUCUGGCAACCGCUAGUCAGGACAGCACUGUUCGUCUGUGGAAUGCGAAAACUGGGGAUUGUUUACAGAACUACAACCGACACACGUGCGCUGUGCUUUCCAUUUGUUUUAGUCCAUGUGGUAGGUUCUUAGCCAGUGGGUCAGUAGAUAGAACAUUCAAGAUAUGGGGUGUGAAGGAUGGGAUGUUAGUUAACAAUUAUCAGGGUGGCGGUGUGAUAUCAGACGUUUGUUGGAACAGUACUGGUAACAAGAUCGCUGCUAGCAGUGAAGACACUAAUGUUAUCAUGAUAGAGCUAACUUCAGAGUCAGGAUCCUGAAGAAUAUUUUACCCCACUACACUAAAAUCAGUGUUCAUUACAUUGCAAUAUGCUCAUUAUUGAGAGAAAGAGAUAAGAUAACCAGAAUGUAUCGGUGUUUAAUAUUGUCCUUGUCAAAUCAAGACCUGAUGUGUUACUAUAUCGACCAGAGAAGAAUGAGUUAUUCAGUAUUAUUUGAUCAUUUUAAGAUCAUGAAUAUUUUUGUAGUUUUACAAAAUUCAAAUUUUACAUCUAGGAUUCCUGAUAUAAACCACCUAGAUGUUCAGUGGAAUUAGGAUUAUGGUUAGAGAACUUGGUUAGGGUUAGUACCUAUAUGAUUAGUAUAGGGUAGAAUUUCAUCGUAAUAUGCUUGGGAAUUCCACGGUGCUGUGUCGGGCUCUUGUCUAGUUUCCCCAUGAAUAACCUGCUUGUAAUAAUUAUAUCUUCCUGAAUGCUUAAAGUAAAUCCAAUUUACUCCAGAGGUUUAGUUAUAUAGUUAUAUCAGUACACCUGAGUUAAAUCUUUAUAACACUGGCUAAUCCUGCUUUGAAAUUGUAGACAUCCCACUGCUCUAGAUUCUUGACGUUUAAUGUUUUAUAUUAUGAUGUUAGCGGUUAUUUGAUUUUAUUACAACUUUACAAGACUGAA
Molecule: messenger RNA, 2207 nt
Organism: Bolinopsis microptera
Lineage: Eukaryota; Metazoa; Ctenophora; Tentaculata; Lobata; Bolinopsidae
Product: F-box-like/WD repeat-containing protein ebi
Exons: 1
Coding region: 27-1580 (517 amino acids)
Biological process (GO): regulation of transcription by RNA polymerase II
Cellular component (GO): histone deacetylase complex
Molecular function (GO): transcription corepressor activity; protein binding
Source: RefSeq, a predicted model, not a curated record